AUGGCACCGACGCAGCUCAGCAUUGUGCUGGAGCGCCUGCUCAACGAACUCGGAAUAGCCAACCUCAGUAUGUUCGAGGCUGUGCUCAUGCACGAUACAGGCGCGGUGCUCGACGCGAUCCGAAGCACCGCUGCAGCCGCAGAGGCUGGUGCGGCGGUUUGUGCCAGCUCGGCCACGAGCAAUGUUGUUGUGUGCCGAAGCAGCACUGCUACCGCUGGCGCAAUCUCUGUUCAGCACGAGGGCAGCAUCUCCCGCACUCUCGUCAGCACAGACGCGCAAACCACGCUAAAGGGCUCGGACAUCCAUGCAGCCGCGAGUAGUGCGACUGCUGAGAUGCUGCUCCGGCAGGAGUUGGAAGAGAAGUUGCGGUCACAGACCAAGGAGCUGGCUUCUGAGCAGCGCUCUGCGAACGCUAUGAAGAAGGCGCUCGCAUCGGCGCGGGAUGAGCUUGCUGCGGCACAAGAGCUGAGGCGCUCCGACUGCGACAACCUGAGGACAGCGCAGCAGGCUGCUAAACGCGACAUCAAAGCGGCUGAGCGGAUGGCCGACCAGGCAAAUCAUGCAGCUCGAGCUGAGUGUGAGUGGCGUAUCGGCGAGAUGCGGGCCAAGAUGUAG
Molecule: messenger RNA, 615 nt
Organism: Emiliania huxleyi CCMP1516
Lineage: Eukaryota; Haptophyta; Isochrysidales; Noelaerhabdaceae
Exons: 1
Coding region: 1-615 (204 amino acids)
Source: RefSeq, a predicted model, not a curated record